This is a messenger RNA of Angiostrongylus costaricensis, 138 nucleotides long. The record is from the annotation of a GenBank genome assembly. Lineage: Eukaryota; Metazoa; Nematoda; Chromadorea; Rhabditida; Metastrongylidae.
GUUCCUAAUCGUGGUUACCCGAUGGAUCAGAAACCGAGUGACGAACCGUCCGAGCACUUGUCGGUUCGAAUGAUGCAAGAUGCCUGUGCGGCUGUGGAACUCACAGCGCAGUCCAUUUCCAUGGGGAAAGGCGGCUGA